Molecule: messenger RNA, 2414 nt
Organism: Linderina pennispora
Lineage: Eukaryota; Fungi; Kickxellomycota; Kickxellomycetes; Kickxellales; Kickxellaceae
Exons: 9
Coding region: 49-2373 (774 amino acids)
Cellular component (GO): Set1C/COMPASS complex
Molecular function (GO): acyltransferase activity, transferring groups other than amino-acyl groups
Source: RefSeq, a predicted model, not a curated record
CUAACCACAGCUGCACUCGCAUACAUUCACAACAAGUAAACAACAUUCAUGGCCAUGGCGACAAAGUUCAAGUACAAUCUCGAGGCGCUGGAGUGGGAUAGCGAGCACAAGCGCAACAAGGAGGGCGUGUACUGCUACUGUGGGCUGGACUACACCAUCGGCGACCCGAUGCUUCAGUGCAGCCAAUGCAUGCAGCUGUUCCACUGGGACUGCGUGUCGUGCCUGAAGACGAAGCCGCUGUUUGGCGACAGCUUUUAUACGUUCACAUGCAGCGUCUGCAACAGCGGCAAGGAGGAGUACGAGCGCGACACGCUGAGCUGGGUGCAGGUAAUCUACAUCGUGCUCUACCACUUGAUCCACGCACAGCCAGACAAAAAGUACUUUAGGUGGCGGGAGAACAUCUGCGCCACCAUCAACGAGAACUGGGACGCGCUGAUGCCGGGGAAAGGCGAAGACUGCCACAUGGCACAACACGGUCGCCGGUCGGGCUUCGACGACACGCAGCAGCCGGGCAACUGGACAUUGCAGGAUGUGGUUGCGCCCUCGAUGGCCAAGUUCAAGGGCCCGACAAAAAAGGCUGACUCGUCGGGCCGGGCGCCACGGAAUGUCCACAGAGGCGAUUCAAAGAAGGUGUCGCGGAAACGCAGUCACGACGACACGGUGCCGAAUUCGGAGGCAGAGAAGGAGAUCCUGGAAGUUCUCAACGAGGGCAGGAAGCGUAGCAAUGCGCGCCACCGCGUGUCAUUCAGCGACGACGACUCAGAGGACGAGCACCGGCAGCGCAAGGCCAGGGCAAAGCGCUCCCGGCCCACGCUCAAGUCUCUGGAUGCCGACAUGGAUCUGCUGCAGAGCUUUGAGCUGUUCACAAAGAUGGAGAAGGAGCGGACUUCGGGCGGCGCCGACAAGUCAGAGGAGAUCGAGUCAAAUGCCUCGUCCAAGGACGGAGGAGUGGUGGAUGCUGGUGAUGGCCUUGAUGCUGACUCCGGAUCAGAACUCAGCUCACUGGACUCUUGGUCGACCGGCUCGGCGAUGGGGGAUAUCACACUGUCCAGCGGCAGCGAGGACGACGAAGAGAGCGAAGUGAAAAUGGAAAAGGGAGGCACCAAAGGCAAUACGCAAUCAUUGCUACAAGCAAAGGAUUGUCACAGAUCAGAGAGAUCCCCACUGACGACGAAGGACGAGGAGCAAAACAUUCCACCUUCCCACACGAGCACAGAUGGUGAAGACGAUGACGACAACCACGACCACGACGAUGACGAAACUGCUAUCCACGAGGACGAUUCCAAACCCGACGAUUCGCAUCUCACCGUGCCCAACCCGCUCUUUGAUCCGCCAUCGGCAGCUGCCAGCAAGCUAGGGAUAAUGAAGGAGCGCGCAGAAUGGGAUCUGUGCUCGCGCCUGGAUGCAAGCAAAGUGCCACUGAAUAUGUCGGCACGGCGACUGCGACGCCGCUUGCAUAUGCGUCGGUCAAAGCGCGUCCUCGGCCAGCGCGUAUUUAAUAUCGACGCUAUGGUGGCAAAGUACAUGGCCAAGACGCAAGAGCCGCUGCUGCGUGAAGACGCUGCCAGCGACUCGAGCGAUGACGACAGUGACCACGAUGGUGGUCCCGGUGGGCGUGCAACAGCCUCGUCACACCAGCAGAGUGGCGACUCCAGCUCGUUGCAAAAGUACUCUGACACCGCUGAUUUCGAACCGCUCACAGCGACACCGUACAUCAACUCCCUGACGACGUCGGCAACUACCAUCAGCCCCUUCCAUGGCCGAUUCCUUCGCCCCUAUAUCUGGCGUGAUUUCAUCGACGUGUCUAAGCCAGAAACAAGCAAGAGACGCCUGGGAUCCCGUUCCAGUCUUGCUGCGCUGCAUGUGCAUCGCUCAAUCAAGGCAAGAGCACACCCGCUGUUCGCCAAGCUGCAUCUCCAUCCCAUUGAUCUCCACGACUGCGAACCUAUUGACUACGUGUUCCUUCAACGCGAGCACCUGCCACAGGUGAAUGCGCUACUGUGCCGCACCUUCUGGCCCGGUGUUGACAUGAGCGAUGCUCUGACGUAUCCAGAGUUCAGUGUUGUUGCCCUGUACAAGCGUACUGUGGUGGGUUGUGCGUUCCUGACGCCCGAGGCCUAUCUCACGUACAUUGCAGUAGCUGCGGGGUGGGAGGGCGCCGGCAUUGCGACCUUUAUGAUCCACCACCUGACCCAGACCAUGCCAACCAAAGAUAUCACGCUGCAUGUGUCGGCGACUAACCUGGCAAUGCUGCUCUACCAGCGGUUUGGGUUCAAGCCCGAGCGCUUUGCUGUGGACUUCUACAAGUCAUACCUUCCCAGGGACAGCAGGCAGUGCCCGAAUGCCUUCUUUAUGCGGCUACGCCGUUACUAGCUUUUCAGCACCUCAUCUUCCCAAACAUAGAUACGUUUCCU